Messenger RNA from Thalassophryne amazonica, 794 nucleotides. It is a transcript of the gene srsf3a, whose product is annotated as serine and arginine rich splicing factor 3a. The record is from RefSeq and is a predicted model, not a curated record. Gene Ontology annotation, cellular component: nuclear speck. NCBI's taxonomy places the organism in Eukaryota, Metazoa, Chordata, Actinopteri, Batrachoidiformes, Batrachoididae. Gene Ontology annotation, biological process: mRNA splicing, via spliceosome. Gene Ontology annotation, molecular function: RNA binding.
CAUGCAUACUUCACAGCGGUUUACGACACUUCAAAAACAAGGAAGUGGCGCUUUUCUUGUGGUCUUCGUGUAAUUUAUUUUUCUCGCUUUUAUUGCGUUUCAGUGAGAAAAAAGGUGAGUCUAUCUGUAGGACUUGUAAGGAUAAUUGUACCUGCUGAAAUGGGAGACCCUGCAUUUCAGAGAGACUGUCCCCUUGACUGCAAGGUUUAUGUUGGAAAUCUGGGAAACAAUGGGAAUAAGACUGAAAUAGAAAGGUAUUUUGGAUACUAUGGUCCCUUAAGAAGUGUCUGGGUGGCCAGGAAUCCUCCAGGCUUUGCAUUUGUUGAAUUUGAAGAUCCCAGAGAUGCAUCUGAUGCUGUGAGGGAGUUAGAUGGAAGAAAUAUGUGUGGUUCUCGAGUGCGGGUGGAGAUGUCCACUGGGGAAAAGCGAUCCAGGAGCCGCGGCCCACCACAGUCCUGGGGAAGACGCACUUCUGAUGACUACAGGCGCCGUAGCCCCCCAGUAAAGCGCAGGUCACCACGGAGACGAAGCCUCAGCCGCAGUCGCAGUAGGUCACUUUCAAGAGACAAACGAAAGUAUCGGUCUCUAUAAGAAAAAGACUCUAAACGCUCAAAACAUUUAUCAAGGUCAAGGAGUCACUCCCGGUCUAACGAGAAGAGAUGAAUACAUUGGAGAACGAAUAUUUUGCAGGAGCCUCUUAUGGGGGUUAAAAAUGAACAUUUUUACAGUCAUUUUCUUCAUAGUCAGCCCAAAGCAGUCUCUUUAGCUGGCAAGGUUGGGUGUUGUAUGAGAGC